AUGCCGCAUGGGAUGGAGUACCUAUGGUGCUAUGUAUGGAUGUGGUAUAUGGAGGGUACGGAUACCUCUGGAGUCACCAUCAUCCAGGCACACAAACAAAUAGCAGCCUCGACGACAAGUAGGAACCUCGACCACACGUCUACGUCCCCCGUCUCCGUCUUCGUCUUCCUCCGCAACAUCGACGACAUCCCAUCGUCGAUAGCCUCACUCUCUCCCGACUACACCCGCAACACCGCAACCACGGCUUCUCCAGCGAUCGCCACCAUGGGUUCCCCGAGUGGAGCCCUCCGCCCCCGAGCAUCGUCAAACUUCAUGGGCAUCUCAGCAACAGGAUUCCCGCCAUCAAUGACGCCUCAGGAAAAGCACCUCUUCUCCGACCGCGUCAACUCGGCGACAACCCGCCUCUCCAGCACAAUGGCCGCCAGCGAAACCGACACCGGCUACAUGUUCGUCGUCUACUUCCACAAGAACACCGCCGCCGACGCCCUCUCCCUGCUACAGGCCGCUGACAUCCGAGUCAGGGGCCACCCGAUCCAGUUUUCCUGGCACUGA
Molecule: messenger RNA, 552 nt
Organism: Colletotrichum siamense
Lineage: Eukaryota; Fungi; Ascomycota; Sordariomycetes; Glomerellales; Glomerellaceae
Exons: 2
Coding region: 1-552 (183 amino acids)
Source: RefSeq, a predicted model, not a curated record